This is a messenger RNA of Manis pentadactyla (Chinese pangolin), 678 nucleotides long. It is a transcript of the gene PROP1, whose product is annotated as PROP paired-like homeobox 1. NCBI's taxonomy places the organism in Eukaryota, Metazoa, Chordata, Mammalia, Pholidota, Manidae. Bases 1 to 678 code for a protein of 225 amino acids. Gene Ontology annotation, biological process: regulation of transcription by RNA polymerase II; pituitary gland development. Gene Ontology annotation, molecular function: RNA polymerase II cis-regulatory region sequence-specific DNA binding; DNA-binding transcription factor activity, RNA polymerase II-specific. The record is from RefSeq and is a predicted model, not a curated record. Gene Ontology annotation, cellular component: transcription regulator complex. The transcript is spliced from 3 exons.
AUGGAAGCCCAAGGAAAGAGUGAGCAGGGUGAGCAGAAGAGGGCCCGAGUUCGCAGUGGCCUCUGGUCCGAGAGCUACCCAGACGCUGGGCCCCUGACCUCCAUGGUAGACAUGACCACGCGGCCCUAUAGGAACCUGUCUGGUGCAGGAGUGGGGAGGCCACGGCUUUCCCCACAAGGACAGAGGGGUCGCACGCACUCCCGGCGCCGGCACCGCACCACCUUCAGCGCAGGGCAGUUGCUACAGCUGGAGUCGGCCUUUGGGAGGAACCAGUACCCCGACAUCUGGGCCCGAGAGCACCUUGCCCGGGACACAGGCCUCAGUGAAGCCAGAAUCCAGGUCUGGUUCCAGAACCGCAGAGCUAAACAGAGGAAGCAAGAGCGGUCACUUGUGCAGCCACUGGUCCAUCUGUCACCUGCUGCAUUCUCUGGUCUCUUGCCUGAGUCCCCUGCUUGCCCCUACUCCUACCCAACACCGCCUCCACCAGUGACCUGCUUCCCUCACCCUUUCAACCACACUCUUACCUCUCAGCCCUCCACAGCUGGUUCCUUUGCUCGUGCCCACCAGUCUGAAGACUGGUACCCCACCUUGCACCCAACUCCCCCUGGUCAUCUGCCCUGUCCCCCACCCCCACCCAUGCUUCCCCUCAGCCUUGAGCCACCAAAGUCCUGGAACUAA